UUUUCCACCAAUAACAAAUGAACGUUCUAUUUCGAUUACUCCUAAACAACAUGAUCAAGAAAAAAAACUUAUUCCAAAAAUUGAUGCUGAUCUCAGUUCCUAUUGUCAUCGUGGCAUUGCUGUGUUAUAUGGUAUUAAUGAAACGAAAAUAUGUCUUUGUCCACCUAAUUAUUUUGGUAAUCAAUGUCAAUGGCAAAAUCAACGUAUUAGUUUGACUCUUCAAUUUCUUUGGCGUAGUACUGCAUCUAUUACUGUUAUAUUUCAAGUAAUUAUCAUGCUUAUUGAUGAAAAUGGACAAAUUGCACCUAAUUUUGAACAAAUUACAUAUAUGUCUUCUCGUGAUUGUAAUACAAAAUUUAAUAUCUAUUUACUUUAUCCAAAUCGACCAAAAAAUAUCUCUAGUAAUUAUUCAAUUCGUAUCGAUCUUUUCGAAAAAACAAACUUAAAUUAUUGGGCUAGUUGGUAUUUACCAAUAUCUUUUCCAUUUUUACCUGUUAAUCGAAUCGUUACUCAAUUAUUUAUUCCUGAAGUACAAGAAACAAUAUCAUGUUCUCUUUCAUGUGGAGAACAUGGUAAAUGUAUGCGAUAUAUAAAUGAAAAAUCAUUAUUUUUUUGUCAAUGUAAUCAAGGAUAUUCUGGUAUUCGAUGUGAAAUUUCACAUGAAUGUAAUUGUUCAAAUGAUUCAUAUUGUUUAGCUCCAUUUAUAUGUGUAUGUCCAUUAUAUAAAUUUGGUUCUUAUUGUUAUUUAAAACAUUCAAUUUGUAAAUUAUCAAAUAAUCCAUGUCAACAUAAUGGACUUUGUGUACCAAAUGAUGAUCGUAUUGACUUAACAGGAUUUACUUGUUUCUGUUCACAAGAUUAUUCAGGUACAAGAUGUGAAAAUAUAAAUAAUCAAAUUGAUAUACAUUUAUAUGAUGUAAGAAUAAUACCAACUUCAUUACUAUUUAUACAUUUUAUUACAGCAUUCAAAGAUGCUGAACAUCAACGAACAACACUUUUGAAAAAAAUUCAUUAUAAUCAACAUAUUCUAACAUUACAUGUAUCACAACCAUUUAAUAUUCUUCUUCUUGAAAUACCUCAUCAAGAUUAUUAUAUAGGAAUACUUCGAGAAAUAUUUAUACCUUCUGAAUAUAUUUAUACUGAAAUAAAAUCACAUCAACGUUGUUUUUCUAUUAAUAAACUUCUUAAUAGUACAUUUAUUAAUUUUGAAUAUCUUCGUCGAACAAAAUAUUAUCCACUUUUAUGUCGACAAUAUAUACAAAUGAUGUGUUUUUAUGAUAAUGAUCUUAUAUGUAUAUGUGAUCUUGAUCGAUUUUCUAAUUGUUUUUUUUUUAAUCAUACAAUGAAUUAUGAUUGUCAAGGUAAUAAUUAUUGUGAAAAUAAUGGUCAAUGUUUUCAAAAUAAUGAAACAUGUCCAACAAAAUCAACAUGUGAAUGUCAAGAUUGUUAUUAUGGUGCAAAAUGUCAAUUUUCAACUAAAGGUUUUCUUUUUUCUCUUGAUCCUAUUCUUGGUUAUCAUAUAAAACCAAAUGUUUCACUUAAUCAACAACCAUUAAUUAUUAAAAUAAGUAUUAUUAUUAGUACAAUUAUGUUAAUAUUAGGUUUAAUUAGUGGUUUUUUAUCAAUUAUUGUAUUUUAUAGAGUAAAACCAAGACAAGUUGGUACUGGUUAUUAUCUUUUAAUUUCAUCAAUUACAACAAUAUGUAUGAUUAUUGUAUUAACUAUUAAAUUUUGGCAACUUAUACUUUCACAAAUGUCAUUAAUAAAUAAUCGAUCUUUACUUAUUUUUAAUUGUAUUUCAUUAGAUUUUCUUCUCAAAGUUCUUUUAGCAUCAAGUGAAUGGCUCAAUGCAUGUGUAGCAACUGAAAGAAUGAUUAGUGUUAUUCAGAGUACUCGUUUUAAUAGACAAAAAAGUAAACAAUUAGCAAAAUUAGUUAUUUCAAGUGUAUUUUUCGUUACAAUAAUUACACAAAUUCAUGAUCCUAUUUAUCGUCAAUUAAUCGAUGAUAUAGAUGAUGAUGAACAAAGAAUUUGGUGUUUUGUUGAAUAUUCAUUUUCUAUUCGAAUAUAUAAUUCAUUUAUAACUCUCUUUCAUUUUCUUGUUCCUUUUUCAAUUAAUUUAAUA
Molecule: messenger RNA, 2125 nt
Organism: Rotaria sordida
Lineage: Eukaryota; Metazoa; Rotifera; Eurotatoria; Philodinida; Philodinidae
Source: the annotation of a GenBank genome assembly